Anthonomus grandis grandis is the source of this 1420-nucleotide messenger RNA. RefSeq lists its product as uncharacterized. The record is from RefSeq and is a predicted model, not a curated record. NCBI's taxonomy places the organism in Eukaryota, Metazoa, Arthropoda, Insecta, Coleoptera, Curculionidae. Bases 110 to 475 code for a protein of 121 amino acids. The transcript is spliced from 2 exons.
AAUUUUUAUUGGGCUGGGGUUCCAUAAACCCCACCGCACCGAUCGCGAAUUUUUUUUGUACUGUGCAGUUAUUUAUCUUUUGUUGAUUUUUGAGCAGAAACCAAACAAAAUGGGUAGUAAAUCCUAUGAGAAAGAGCAGGAAUUGUUACAGAAAUACAUGGAUGAGAUUCACGUUGAGCUAAAUGAAGAAAACGCAGAUCAAAUUAAUGAAGGAUCAUUAGGAGACAGCGACUCUGAUGAUCGAGAUGAUGAAGAUUAUUUAGAAGAAUCAGAACACCUUACAGAUAGCGAGCAAAGUGCCAAUAAGGAAGACGAUACAGUGGCGAAUGAAGAAUUAGAAAACCAACCUUCUACAAGUACGUCAAAAAAAUACUUUAUAGGAAAAGACGGUAGAACAAAAUGGCUUUCAGAUGUUCCAAAUAUUAAUGUGCGUACAAGAAGUCAUAACUUAGUGACGCAUUUUCCUGGCCCUUAAGGUGACGCGAAAAAUGCAAAGUCAGAAUUAAAGUGCUGGUAUUGCUUUUUUACAACUGAGCUUCUCGACAUCUUAGUCUCAUGUUCAAAUAUAUAUAUUUAAAAACAAAAAGGAAAAUAUAAAGAACCGUGUCGAACCAAAGACACUACCUUGGGUGAAAUAAAAAGUCUUUUGGGAUUAUUAUACUUAGCAGAAUCAUCAAAAUCGACAAAAUCUUGAGGAUUUGUGGCAGACUGAUGGCACAGGUAUUGAAAUUUUUCAAUACCUGUGCCAUUUUGAUGAUCUGAAUACUCGGGAAGCGAGAAAGAUUUUCGACAAGUUUGCAGCCAUGCGGUGUUUUUUUAAAAGAUUCGUGGGUAAUUGUAAAAAUAAUUACACCCCUUGGGAGUUUGUGACCAUAGACGAAAUGCUGCCAGCCUUUAGAGGACGAUGCCCUUUUAGACAAUAUCUUCCUAACAAACCAUCCAAGUAUGGGAUCAAAAUUUUUGCGGUGGCAGAUAGCAAGACAUUUUACGUUUCAAACAUGGAGGUAUAUACAGGUAAACAACCCGAAGGUCCGUACAAAAUAAAUAACUCUCCAGGCAAAGUUGUCAAAAGACUUAUUACGCCUAUUUCUGGAACAGGCAGAAAUGUUACCCCUCAGACAAUUGGUUUAUGAGUUAUCCGCUAGCUUUAGAUUUGAUAAGUCAACACAAUUUGACGGUAGUUGGAACAGUUAGGAAAAAAAACAGGAACUUCCUACAAAUAUAUCAUUUACUCACUUUACAUUACUCACCGCACUAACGCAGGGUUAAGGAUUUUAUCAGGUAUUAUGAUUUUUGUGCAAUCUGUAGUGAAGGUUAGGUUUUUCACUCGGUUUUUCAUCUCUUGUAAAAUGUUUUAUAUUGUUGUAAAUUGGGCAAUUGCUCUUUGGAAGAGAAAUAAAUAAAUAAAUAAAAAUUUUAA